CCAUCUCUCUGAAUGGAAACUCAUGCACGGCUCCUGCACCCAGAAGGGAGCCUGACAUCUGUCUCCAAUUUCUUCUUCUUGUUCUUAUUCUUCUUCUUCUUCUCUCCUUAGGCGGUUUCUUGCCGACGGAUCAUAGCCCCCGCGCUCGGUUUUUCUCGCAACCCCCUCCCGCUCCGGCCGCCUUUAUAAAGAGAGCAGAGCGCUCUCUCGGUCUUUCUCUCGGCGGUGGACUGCCGCCGGGCGAGCUAUUUGCCGGAACUGCUAGAGUUGGGAUUUGGGGCCGCGUGUCGCGCUGGCGAGGGGAAUGGCGUCGGUGGCGGAGGUGCCGCUUCCCUACAAGGCGGUCGGAGAGGGGGACAGCGUGCCGGAGCCGGACGACGCGGUGGUGUUCGUUGGGGUCUCCUUGGUGCUCGGGAUCGCUUCGAGGCAUCUCCUUCGUGGCACCAGAGUUCCUUACACCGUCGCCCUUCUCGUUCUUGGCAUCGGUCUCGGAUCUCUCGAAUAUGGGACAAACGAUGGAUUAGGAAAACUGGGAGCUGGCAUUCGCCUAUGGGCAAAUAUUGAUCCUGUUCUUCUAUUAUCUGUCUUUCUUCCUGCUCUUCUUUUUGAGAGCUCCUUUGCCAUGGAAGUGCACCAAAUAAAGAGAUGCAUGGCACAAAUGCUACUACUUGCUGGACCUGGUGUGCUCAUAUCGACCUUUUGCCUUGGAACUUUAAUUAAGAUCACUUUUCCAUAUCACUGGAAUUGGAAGACAUCGUUGUUGCUGGGAGGGCUUCUUAGUGCUACAGAUCCUGUUGCUGUUGUGGCUUUACUGAAAGAACUUGGAGCAAGUAAAAAGCUGAGCACAAUAAUUGAAGGAGAAUCCUUAAUGAAUGAUGGAACUGCGAUUGUUGUAUUUCAGCUGUUCUACCGAAUGGUCCUUGGCCAGACCUUCAAUGUGGGAGACAUCAUAAAAUUCUUAUCACAAGUUUCACUUGGAGCAGUAGCUAUGGGUCUAGCUUUCGGAGUAGCAUCUGUACUGUGGCUGGGCUUUAUUUUCAAUGACACAGUUAUAGAGAUUACAUUGACUCUUGCUGUCAGCUACCUUGCUUUCUUCACUGCUCAAGAUGGGGCAGAUGUUUCAGGUGUCUUGACAGUAAUGACUCUAGGAAUGUUCUAUGCAGCUGUUGCAAGAACAGCUUUUAAGGGUGAUGGCCAGCAAAGUUUGCAUCAUUUCUGGGAAAUGGUAGCCUACAUUGCAAAUACUCUAAUUUUUAUCUUGAGUGGGGUUGUUAUUGCUGAAGGUGUACUGCACAAUGAUAACCACUUCGAAAGACAUGGUGCUUCAUGGGGCUACCUCAUUUUGCUUUAUGUUUUUGUUCAAUGCUCUCGAAUCAUAGUUGUUGGGCUGCUAUAUCCAUUUUUGCGGUACUUUGGCUACGGUUUGGACUGGAAAGAAGCAAUUAUUCUUAUGUGGUCAGGAUUGCGAGGGGCUGUGGCUCUGUCGCUAUCACUGUCUGUCAAACGUGCUAGCGAUAACUUGGACCAAACUCAUCUCAAACCAGAAGUUGGAACAUUGUUUGUAUUCUUCACUGGUGGGAUUGUUUUCCUGACGCUGACUAUCAAUGGAUCAACUACUCAGUUCUUCUUGCAUCUUCUUAAAAUGGAUAAACUCUCAGCGACAAAGAUUCGUAUAUUGAACUAUACGAGGUAUGAAAUGUUAAACAAGGCCUUGGAGGCAUUUGGCGAUCUUGGGGAUGAUGAGGAACUAGGGCCUGCUGAUUGGCCCACUGUGCUGAGAUAUAUCACUUGCUUAAGUAACUUGGAUGAAGGACAGGUACAUCCUCACACUGUUACUGAAAGUGAGUAUCAUCUGCAGUCUAUGAAUUUGAGAGACAUUCGGGUACGCCUUCUAAAUGGUGUGCAGGCUGCUUAUUGGGGAAUGCUUGAAGAGGGAAGGAUAAGCCAGACUACUGCGAUUCUUCUGAUGCGAUCUGUUGAUGAGGCUAUGGAUGUGGUAUCUAGUGAGCCUCUAUGUGAUUGGAAGGGUUUAAAGUCAAAUGUCCAUUUUCCAAGCUAUUAUAGAUUCCUCCAAAUGAGCAGACUCCCUCGAAGGCUGAUCACAUAUUUCACAGUAGAAAGGUUGGAGUCAGCAUGUUAUAUUUGCGCUGCAUUUCUUCGUGCUCACAGAAUAGCUACGAGGCAACUUCAUGAUUUUAUUGGUGACAGUGAAAUUGCUACUACUGUCAUUAAUGAAAGCAACGCUGAGGGGGAGGAAGCUAGAAAGUUCUUGGAAGAUGUUCGUGUCACAUUCCCUCAGGUUCUUCGUGCUGUGAAAACAAGACAAGUAACAUAUUCAAUAUUGAAACAUCUGAGUGAAUAUGUGCAAAAUCUUGAGAAGGUUGGAUUACUAGAACAAAAGGAGAUGUAUCAUCUAGAUGAUAUUGUGCAGACUGACUUAAAAAAGCUUCUAAGAAAUCCACCUUUGGUGAAAAUGCCAAAAAUAAGUGAUCUAUUAAGUGCACAUCCUUUAUUGGGUGCACUGCCUUCUGCAGUCCGUGAACCAAUUGAAGUAUCUACUAAAGAAAUAAUGAAAAUGCGUGGUGUGACCCUGUAUAAGGAGGGUUCCAGACCAAAUGGGAUGUGGCUCAUAUCAGUAGGAGUGGUUAAGUGGACAAGUAAGAGUCUGAGCAACAAACAUUCAUUACAUCCAACUUUUUCACAUGGAACCACCUUGGGCCUAUAUGAAGUGCUAACUGGAAAGCCUUAUAUUUGCGAUAUGAUCACUGACUCAGUAGUACAUUGUUUCUUCAUCGAAACUGAAAAGAUACUGUCCUUACUUGGAUCAGGCCCUGUUGUUGAAGAUUUUCUAUGGCAGGAAAGUGCUAUGGUGAUAGCCAAACUCUUACUUCCCCAGAUGUUUGAAAAAAUGACAAUGCAAGAGCUGAGAGGUCUUGUUGCUGAAAGAACAAAUAUGAACAUUUAUAUAAGAGGAGAGGUUAUAGAAAUAAGACACAAUUCCAUUGGCAUUUUGUUGGAAGGAUUUAUAAAGACCCAAGAUGGUCAACAAGACUUGAUUACACCUCCUGCAGCUUUGUUACCGUCACACAGUGAUCUAAGCUUUCUUGGUCUGGAAUCUUCAGGUUUGAACAACGUAAGCUUCUGUCACAUGGGUACCUGGUAUCAGGUUGAAACAAGAGCCAGGGUGAUCUUUUUCGACAUAGGUACAGUUGAGGCUGAAGGUGCUCUACAGAAGAGGUCUGCAUCGUGGGUCUCGCAAGCUGGCAUUGAACUUCCACGAAACCUAAGUAGAGAACAUGGAGGUUUGCUUAGCUGGCCUGAAAAUUUAUACAAAGGAAGAGGAUGUAAUCAGAGUCCUGAUGAAUCUGACAAGCAACCGAUUAGUUUGUCAGCCAAAGCAAUGGAGUUGAGCAUCUAUGGAAGCAUGGUGAAUAACAUGUAUAGGCACUACAGAAGCUUCAGGAGGACUUCUCGAGCUAAUCUUACGCGCAGCUUGUCAUACCCUAGAGUUCCACCAAGGACGGUCCAUGCUCGGCCUCUCCUCUCCAUCCAAUCUGAAGGAGGCAGCGUCAACCGGAGGCUGUGCUCAACGGACUCCAGCAAAUUGAAUUCAGUCACGCCACUGCCAGUCAGAAGAAGAAAAACAAAGGUUGUUGAAGGCAAUUCAAGUGAUGAAUCUGGGGGUGAAGAGGUUAUUGUGAGGAUUGAUUCUCCGAGUACACUUUCUUUCCAUCAGGCUUCAGGAGGUUUUUUACCUCCACAAUAAACAAUACUGCAAAAAUCUGCCACUGUGUUUGCGUGUAUUCUGAGGGUGAGUCUGGGCAUGGCGGUAAAAGUUGUUUCACUGUGAUUCAGAGGUCACGGAUUUGAAACACCGAAGCAGCUUUUUUCUAUACGGGAAAAAGGUUGCGUGCAUCUGACUGUAGAAGCUUUGUGCAUUAGGCCGUCCUUUUGUAUUAGGCCAUCUUUUGUAUCUUUAUGUAUUUUGCUAUAUCUAACCAAAAGAAUAUAAGUUUUAUAUUUAAUUUGGCUUUCCUAUUUUAUUUUACUGUUUACAUAAAAAUGGUAUCUCAUAUAUUCUCCCUAAUAUAAGAAUAAUGGGAGAUCAGAGAUCCAAAAGCAUGUCUAGACACCAAGUGGUUUGAUCUUUUAGUGGAUUGGGGAAGUAUCUUUAAUUCUCCUAA
Molecule: messenger RNA, 4184 nt
Organism: Phoenix dactylifera (date palm)
Lineage: Eukaryota; Viridiplantae; Streptophyta; Magnoliopsida; Arecales; Arecaceae
Gene: SOS1
Product: sodium proton exchanger, putative (NHX7) (SOS1)
Biological process (GO): regulation of intracellular pH; potassium ion transmembrane transport; sodium ion import across plasma membrane
Cellular component (GO): chloroplast envelope; plasma membrane
Molecular function (GO): sodium:proton antiporter activity; potassium:proton antiporter activity
Source: RefSeq, a predicted model, not a curated record